AGGGGCAGGGGCGUGGCAUCGCGGGGCACCAACACCCCCGAUUUUAGGGCCUGGCUGAGCUAGUAGGCCCGUGAACCUCGGCUUUGCGAAAACGCGUGGUCUUCUCUACCUGUCCAAGUUGCCACCAUGGCCCUGCUCCGAGGUGUGUUUGUUGUUGCUGCUAAACGAACGCCCUUUGGAGCUUAUGGAGGUCUACUGAAAGACUACAGUGCUAUUGAUUUAAAUGAGUUUGCUGCCAGGGCUGCUCUGUCUGCUGGCAAAGUCCCACCUGAAACCAUUGACAGUGUCAUUGUAGGCAAUGUCAUGCAGAGUUCUUCAGAUGCUAUAUACAUGGCAAGGCAUGUUGGUUUACGAGUGGGAGUCCCAAAAGAAACCCCGGCUCUCACGGUCAAUAGGCUCUGUGGCUCUGGCUUCCAGUCCAUUGUGAAUGGAUGUCAGGAAAUUUGUGUCAGAGAUGCUGAAGUUGUCUUGUGCGGAGGAACUGAAAGUAUGAGUCAGGCUCCCUUCUGUGUCAGGAACGUACGCUUUGGAACUAGGUUUGGAUUUGAUAUCAAGCUGGAAGAUUCUUUGUGGGAAGGAUUAACAGAUCCACAUGUUAAACUUGCCAUGGCACUUACUGCAGAGAAUCUUGCAGUACAACAUAAAAUAAGCAGAGAAGAUUGUGACAGAUACGCCCUUCAGUCACAGCAGAGAUGGAAAGCUGCUAAUGAUGCUGGCUACUUUAAUGAUGAAAUGGCGCCAAUUGAGGUGAAGACAAAGAAAGGAAAACAGACAAUGCAAGUGGAUGAGCAUGCUCGGCCCCAAACAACACUGGAGCAGUUACAGAAACUUCCUCCAGUGUUCAAGAAGGAAGGGACAGUUACUGCGGGGAAUGCAUCGGGCGUAUCUGAUGGUGCUGGAGCUGUUAUCUUAGCUAGUGAAGAUGCUGUUAAAAAACAUAACUUCACACCACUGGCAAGAAUCGUGGGCUACUUUGUGUCUGGAUGUGAUCCAUCUAUUAUGGGUAUUGGUCCUGUUCCUGCCAUCAGCGGGGCACUAAAGAAAACAGGGCUGAGUCUCAAGGACAUGGACCUGGUAGAGGUGAAUGAAGCUUUUGCUCCCCAGUACUUGGCUGUUGAGAAGAGUUUGAAUCUUGACCCAAGUAAGACCAAUGUGAACGGAGGAGCCAUUGCUUUGGGUCACCCAUUGGCCGGAUCUGGAACACGAAUUACCGCACACCUGGUUCAUGAAUUAAGGCGUCGAAGUGGAAAAUACGCUGUUGGUUCAGCUUGCAUCGGAGGCGGCCAAGGCAUUGCAGUCAUCAUUCAGAAUGUGGCCUGAGAGAACCAAGGAGCCACUGUGUGCCUCUCUUACUUCUCAUGGCUGGCUCUGGUAAAACAGGUGACCUUCGUGGCAGCUGCCGCACUACCCUGCUUACCCCUGAAAUAGCGAUUGAGUUUGAGCCGGGAUUGAUGAGGGGAAAACGCACUUAUCAUGAGUGACAUCCUGUGCCAGAGAAAGGUCUCUCACGUUUCCGUCUAAAUGUGAGUGUAACGUGCUGUGUUUCUGAAUGAAAAUCCAACUGUAAAAGACCUCACGAGAAAUGAGAAACGAUCCUACCAAAUAAAAACCACUAAUGCCUUAGAUGAUAUGAUUAUAAGGAAAGUAAAUAAAGAUUGCCUUAAUUUUAGCUAUUCCUUUCCCAUUGGUAUAUUUUUGAAAAUUUUUUGAAUUAUGAUAAAGUACACUUUGUAAAAUUAGUCAUUUUUAAGUGUAGAGUUCAGUGGCAUUAAAUGCAUUCACACAAAUAUUACCACCGUCUGUCCCCAGAACUCUUUUGUCUCAUGGAACUGAAACUCACUGAACAAUAAUGCCCCAUCCUGUACUCUUCACAGCUCCUGCCAUCACCAUACUGCCUCUGGUCUCUAUGCUUUUCACUGCUCUAGGUGUCUCAUGUAAGUGGAAUUCAUUUUUAUCUGGUUGUGCCUAGUUUAUUUCACUUACCGUAAUGUCCUCAAAGUUCAUCCAUGUCAUAGCAUAUGUCAGAGUAACGUUUUAAAGUCUGAAUACUA
Chinchilla lanigera (long-tailed chinchilla) is the source of this 2051-nucleotide messenger RNA. It is a transcript of the gene Acaa2, whose product is annotated as acetyl-CoA acyltransferase 2. Bases 127 to 1320 code for a protein of 397 amino acids. Gene Ontology annotation, molecular function: acetyl-CoA C-acetyltransferase activity. Gene Ontology annotation, biological process: fatty acid beta-oxidation. NCBI's taxonomy places the organism in Eukaryota, Metazoa, Chordata, Mammalia, Rodentia, Chinchillidae. The transcript has 10 exons. The record is from RefSeq and is a predicted model, not a curated record.